Volvox carteri f. nagariensis is the source of this 1224-nucleotide messenger RNA. RefSeq lists its product as uncharacterized. The transcript has 6 exons. The record is from RefSeq and is a predicted model, not a curated record. Lineage: Eukaryota; Viridiplantae; Chlorophyta; Chlorophyceae; Chlamydomonadales; Volvocaceae. The coding region runs from base 1 to 1224 and encodes 407 amino acids.
AUGAUAGCGCCGCACCAGCAGGACGAAGGCGGAGUGGGUGCUGCACGGCCCGCGUUGCUGGCGCUUCCUCGCAGCACGCUGAGCCUUAAGGACCCACUUGCGGCAAUCUGCUCCUACCCUCCACGGACGGCUAUGACAAGGUCCCUAAACCCAAAACCGCUACUGUCCUUGCUGCCUAUUUUGGCCUAUUUCGCAAUAACGCUCUUCGAGACUGCGGCGGGUGCUGAUGGCACAGCCAGGCCCAAAACCUUUUAUACAGGCAAGUGGAGAAUACAGAUGGCAGCUUGCAUCGAGCAUCCGGGCUACGUAACGCUCACAGGCGGGGUCUUCAAUUACAAGUCCGGCUUGAAAACCCCCUUGGAGCCGUCGUGGGGUGAUAUGUUCCCCAACAUGACAGCUGCUAAGUCUGCAUGUGACGCCGACAGCGCCUGCAUCGGCUUCAGCAAUCAGGGCUCGACAUUUUCCAAAGGCGGCCUCGGCAAUGUGAGCAUUACGGGCUUGACUAAAUGCCUCUACCUCAAGAAAGUUGCGCCGUCGAUCGCUAACUACAUGCUGGUGCCGUCUCUCCAAUGGCCAGAUAAUAGCUUUGUUUUCGCUACAGGCAGUCAGUACGGUGCCAUGAUAGCCUGUGAAAACUCCUGCUGUUGUCCUGCUUUUAGCACCGACGGCCAGUACAUAGGAGGUGGCAAACCUCUUAGGGAGUUCGUCCCAAGUCCCACCGGCGCUUCGAUCUAUCUGAAAGAAGCAUGCCUUGAGAAGGUUGGCUACAAUGAAAAAUACAAAGCUGCUACCCUGGCUUCAGUGAAAGGCGUGUACGGCAUAGCCUCCAGCGAAGUUUCAGGCGGCGGAAAAGAGGCAGAGCAAUUUUGCAAUCUGGAUUAUCGAUGCACGGGUUUCAGUUACGACGGCCGUUAUGCGAUUGGCGCGGCGAAAAUCGUCUUUACUGCUUGGCCAGGCAAAUGUGCCUACAUCAAGGACCCUUGUGCCCCCAUGCGUGGUUUUGCCGCCUACAACGACGUGAACAUCAAGCCCAUGUACAGCCCGAGCAGUCGGGCCAAUCAGACAGCCCUCGCGGACGUCUAUCAGACAUGUCUGGCCGACCCAUCUUGCCGGGCCUUCAACAACGCAAGAUACAUGUGGUCCACAGAGUGGCUGGUCCCCGAGCUGGAGGAGAGCUAUGUGGAGGAUGCCCCGGGCAUCUGCCUGUACUACAAGUUGUCGUAG